This is a messenger RNA of Capsicum annuum, 1085 nucleotides long. RefSeq lists its product as uncharacterized. The annotation marks the transcript as partial. The record is from RefSeq and is a predicted model, not a curated record. The transcript has 5 exons. Lineage: Eukaryota; Viridiplantae; Streptophyta; Magnoliopsida; Solanales; Solanaceae.
AUGAAAGAUGAUAAACGACAUUUGGAACUUGAGGAAGAGUGCCUUGGAGUAGACAAUGCUGCUACAAAUGCGUAUAUGAAUAGUUCAAAUCCUAAACGUGGAUAUGAUAACAAACACAAGCUUGGCCAUAUUGGUCAACAAAAAAUGAAUCGCUUAUCUGAAGAAGGUCUACUUGGUGCAAUAGAUGAAGUAGAAUUGUCUACUUGUGAAUCUUGCCUAACUGAAAAAAUUGCAAGAAAAUCAUUUGGGAAAGGCACAGGAGCUGAUACUUUAUUGCAAUUAAUUCAUUUUGACAUCUUUGGUCUAAUGAAUGUAAGGGGUAAUGUGUUCAUAGAAGAACAAGACAGUGGCAUGGUAACUGAAAUUGAGUCAUGUGAUGUCACAUUUAUGGAGAAUGAUUUUACUAAGCAAGGCGAGAUAGGUCAAGACAUAUCUCCUUAUGAAACUAUGGAUCAGACCGCUUCUUCUAUUGACAUUCCAAUGAAUAUGAGUGGAAGUCAUGUUGAUGAUAAUGGAUCAGUUCCUAUUUCCUCAAGUCCUAGUGAUAUUGUUAGUCCGAGUAGGACCAUGUUGGAUCUAGAAUUACAUCAAAUGGAUGUGAAAACUGCAUUUCUCAAUAGAGAACUAGAAGGAGAAAUCUACAUGAAACAAUCUGUAGGUUUCAUGAAAAAGACAAAGAAAAUAAUGGACUUAAACAAUCUUCUAUGCGAUGAUGACAUACUUAUUGCUGCAAGUGACAUCGAAUAUGUAAAAAAAAUAAAAGAGUGGUUAUCAUCUACUUUUGAGAUGAAAGAUAUGGGUGAAACGCCAUAUAUUCUUGGAGUUAAGAUUUCAAGAGAUCGUUCGAAGACGUUGUUGUCUCUUUACCAAGAAUAUUACAUUAAGAAAGUUCUUAAACGCUUUAAUAUGCAAGAUUGCAAACCCAUAAACACUUCAAUUUCUAAAAGUGAAGCUUUAAACCAAAGGAUGUGCCCUCAGCCUCCACAAGAGAAGGAACAAAUGAGAAAGGGUUUUUAUGCCAAUGCUGUUGAAAGUCUAUUGUAUGCUAGGAUGUGUACUAGACCUGAUAUCUUUUAUGUCAUUGG